AAAUGUCGAAGCGUGUAGUGUCCGAGAGCCCAAAACCGUGGGGUAUCCCCUGUAGUCGCGGAAAAUUCGGUGAUUCCUGUUUAGCUUAACAUUACAUUUGUGUAUCAGAAAUAAUCUCACAAGCUACUCGUAUCAACAUCAAUAAGUUUUGCAAUUCAAUAAACAUUACAGAUUGAUGUGCGAUUUAUUGUAUGACGUGAAAUCAUACCAAUCUGUUUAUCACUCGGUUGCAGGUUCCAUCCCCUUUCCCCUCCUCCUUAUAAGGGGAUUUCACCGUGAAGAGUGCGGCGCGAAGCAACAUAAUAAGCUUUAUGUGAAUGAGUUACUAUUUAUAAAUGGACAAUCUAGUUGAACCCACGCCACCGAAGAAGAGAUGCGUUGUAGAAAACGAGAAUAAAAUGCAAUUGAUAGAAUGUGUACGAGAAUUUCGGCUGUCGCAACAAUUUCCCAGCACGUUGAAACAAGCAGUGAAGCAGGAUAUCGUAAAUUCCAUAGAAUCUCCGUCGUCUAUGCUAACGAUGCCCAAAAAAAUAACAUUGUUAUCCAGCGUCGAAUCGAAUCGUAAAAUCUCUAUAAAUAAACUACAGAAAUUAAGAAUUUUAUCUCCAAAAGGAAAGGAUUUGGGAGAAUUUAAUGUAGAGUUACGGAAUGAUAAUUUGUUAAAAGGAAAAACGAUUAUGAUAACAAAAUCGAAUACUCUCAGGCCUGUGAAAAAACCAGUAACAGUGACUCUGUCUUCGGUUUCGGAGAAGCUAUUUCCACGAAUACUUAAACAAGGCACUGUAAGGAUAUCAAAAAAUAAUUUGAUGAAUAUUAAAUCUUAUAGCAAGAAUGAGUCUGAAACAAAUAAAAGUAAUGUGUUGGAACAUUGUACAACAUUGUCAAAAAAUAAAAUGAUUGGGAAUCAAGAUAUCAAGACCGAAGGUAAAGAGGCACAAGUCUUUAAUGAUAUUGUUGAUAUUCCGGUUUCUAUGAGUGAGACAAAUUCUAAGCAAGACUUAUAUCAAAUUAUUGAUAUCAAUAAUCAAAAGUAUAUAGUAUGUAAUAAAAUAAGCAGUAAAAAUAGCCAUGUAAAAAUUCCAAAAAUUAAAAUAACAGAAGAUAGUGAAGCUACUUCAGCUGUAAAAGUACUGCCGCAUAAAGAAAUUAUUGAAUCAUCAUUUUCUACAGUAAAUUUGAAGCAUGCGAUAAAUUCUGAUAGCAAUAAUAUACAUAGGUCUGAAGAGUGUUCAAAAAAUACAGUUUUGACACAAGAGCAUGAUACUGUAUCAUCAGCAAGUGAGAAAGACAUAAUUCAUCAUGGCAAAAUUUUAUGUGAUAUCAAAUGUGAAAAUAUACAAAAUAAAUAUGAUCUGAAGAAAGGCUCUGGAAAUAAUUGUUCUACUGUUAAGGUUGAUGAUCCUAUGCAAUGUAUUCCAGAAUUACAACAAAUCACAAGCACUACUGACACAAUCAUGCAAUUGAAUGUAGAAAAUCAAGAUCAUGUCAACGAUUCAGUUCAGUCAGGCUUAUCAGAUCAAUGGGAUAUUAUCAAAAAAGCAAUGGAUAGUGUGAGGGAUAACAAGUUGCGUGCACUAGCAUUGAAGGCUCUAGCAGAUUGUGGAAUUGGAAUCGAGAGACAUGUUCCAAUACGUUUACCAGAAGAACACAAAGCUGUACAUGACACACAAGUACAGACUAUGGUAUUUGGUUUAUUGGAUCCUAAAUCUUUUAUAUUCAUAAAUAAGGACUUGGAUAACAUUCAAAGAGUAAAUCAAAUUACUCUUUGUGAUAUGCCUAAUCAAGAUCAAUCAGUAACAAAUGGUUUAUAUUUUAAUGAUUCCGUAUUUAAAGCUCCUGUUACAACUGAACAAGAAAGCGAUUUCGAUUUAGACAAUUUUAUUAAACAAAUUGUUGAAGAAAAUUCAGAUACUGUGAAAAUGAAGGAAACUUUAUCAAUGACAAAAAUAAGAUGUAAAAAUCUUAUAAAGCAUUUGGAAAGAGACUUUGAAUCGGUUAAAUGUUAUGAUCAAAAUGGCAUGUUAAAUAUACAUAAUGCUGUUAUAAGCAAUAAUAUCCAUUUUGUUCAGAGACAAUUAAUGGUACUUCAGCAAUGUAAAGAAAGUGUUGAUAUAUUGACUGAGAAUGGAAUGACGAGUUUAGAGUUAGCAAUCAAAUAUGAUGCACAUGACGAAAUCGUAAAACUUUUACUGAAGGCUGGAGCACAACCGGUGAUUCCAAAAUAUAUACACGAAUCAGCACUGAUCAUAGCCAGUAAACAAUCCUCAUCCUUAUUAUCAAUGCUUAUUGAGCACGUUUCGGAUUCAAAAUUACUCGAUCAAAUAGAUUCAGAAGGUUUCGCGGCGUUACAUUAUUGUUGCAUACGCAAUAAUUUGGAAGGUGUGAAAGCACUUUUAUCAGCUGGUGCUACUACAGAUUUGAAAGAUAUGAGAUCAGGACGGACACCUCUGUUUCAUGCACUAGACAAUAAUCAUACAACAUUGGUACAGACACUAGUAAAAGCCGGUGCUGUUGCGAACAUCAUGAAUUACGCGGGACAAACACCUCUACCCGUAGUGGCAGGAAAAUUUAUUUUUCAGAAUAUUAGAAAAGAAACAACGUAAUCACUCUUGUUUAUAAUAAAAGAAAAAUGGAUUUGGAAUUACAAUAUACAAUAUCAAGGUAAAAUUUUUAUUUAUUUUUCAAAUCAUUGUUUAACUCAUCAUUGUUUAACUCAUCAUUGUAACUAAUUUCUGCAAAUUAUUUAUUUGUUGGAAUU
Molecule: messenger RNA, 2758 nt
Organism: Camponotus floridanus (Florida carpenter ant)
Lineage: Eukaryota; Metazoa; Arthropoda; Insecta; Hymenoptera; Formicidae
Exons: 4
Coding region: 336-2603 (755 amino acids)
Molecular function (GO): protein binding
Source: RefSeq, a predicted model, not a curated record